Molecule: messenger RNA, 3544 nt
Organism: Physcomitrium patens
Lineage: Eukaryota; Viridiplantae; Streptophyta; Bryopsida; Funariales; Funariaceae
Product: putative glutamyl endopeptidase, chloroplastic
Biological process (GO): proteolysis
Molecular function (GO): serine-type endopeptidase activity
Source: RefSeq, a predicted model, not a curated record
CCUUCACAGGAUUCCCUUUAAAAAAUUCAUUUUGUUAUCAUGUCCUGCUUGAACCUUUAACUGUCGACGCCUUCGAGUGCGAUUGCCACCACAUCCGCUCUCGGCGCCAUUCUGUGCUCACAUCGUGUCGUCAUUCAAUCGCAUUCUGCAAGAGGGGGGAAUUGCUCAAGAUUAUCGUUCGCCACGGAAAUCAGUGGGUGGAGGUAAACCUGGGGUGAAGCCGUCGAAUUUGGGGGUUCGGGAGGGGGAAAUUGGGUGGCAAUGUACGCCGCCUCGAGUAAGCUUAGCUCCUCGGGAUGUCUGUUGAGUACGUUUUCAUCGUAUAGGAAAUGGGUCCACCAUUUCGCAGUUACUCUGCCCUUGCAGCAGCGCAAGAGCUUCCAGUCCAGCUGUGUAACGAGGGUUCCCCGCCGCUUUGUGGGCUUACCAUGUUCCAUAUCACCACUGCGUGUUGUGCCGGCGCAGCUGACCUCCACGAGGCUCUUGGUAGUGGCAUUGAAUGACAAGCGUGGAAAUGGCUCCACAAACACUGAUGGAGCUGUAACGGGAUAUCAGCUCCCUCCAAAAGAGAUAAGAGAGAUAGUAGACGCACCGCCAAUACCUGCUCUCUCAUUUUCUCCAAAACGGGAUGAGAUUGUAUUCUUGCAGCGACGAUCGCUACCUCCCGUGGCUGAAUUUGCAAAACCAGAGCUUAAGCUUGCAGGGAUACGUAUAGACCCUGAUUACAAUUCAGGGAGCAGGAUGUCCUUCUACACAGGAAUCAGUAUCCGUAAGUUGCUUGACGAAGGAAUUCUAGGUCCGGAGCGUUCAGUUGACGGUCUUCCCGAAGAUGCCAGAAUUAACUUCGUGAGCUGGUCACCAGACGGUCAACAUUUAGCAUUCAGUGUUCGUGGCGUUGAAGAGGAGAAUGGCCCUCCCUCAUUGCUGACUCUAUGGAUUGCAAACGUGAAGACAGGGAAAGCUCGAAGGCUUAUUGGUCCCCCAGAACUUCAUCUUAAUUCCAUCUUUGAGUCGUAUUCUUGGGUUGACGAUGAAACAAUAGUAGUUAGCACUAUUCCUGCCACACGUGGUGCUCCUCCUAAGAAGCCUCUGACUCCAUCUGGUCCAAAAAUCCAGUCAAAUGAAGAGCAACUCGUCGUUCAAAAUCGUACUUACCAAGAUCUCUUGAAAGACAAGCAUGAUGAAGACCUCUUCGAUUAUUACACAACUGCACAGCUUGUAUUAGUAACUCUAGAUGGGAAAGCUCAGCCUAUUGGGCAACCGGCUACUUACGUAUCUGUGGAGGCAUCACCUGACAGCAAUUUUCUCCUUGUUGAAUACCUUCAUAGACCUUACUCAUUUAUUGUACCCUGCGGUCGAUUUCCUAAAACAGUUGAGGUGUGGCGGAGGGACGGUGAAUUUGUUAAGCAGAUUUGCGAUCUACCUCUUGCAGAAGAUGUACCGAUAGCUUCUAACAGUACACGAAAAGGCCGCCGAGGCAUCAAUUGGCGUUCGGAUAAACCGGCGUCUUUAUACUGGGUAGAAACACAAGAUGGAGGUGAUCCUAAAGUUGAUGUAUCUCCUCGUGACAUUGUAUACUCGGAACUUGCUGAAAUUGUGGCCAACACCGAACCUCAAAUUAUAGCCAAGACAGAUCUUCGAUACGGAGGCAUAGUUUGGGGCGAUGAAUCUUUGGCAUUGGUUUACGAGUCGUGGUACAAGACCCGUCGUACUCGCACCUGGAUUAUUGCCCCAGGAACUACUAAUUCAGAACCUCGCAUUCUCUUUGAUCGCUCAUCAGAAGAUGUGUAUUCUGACCCUGGAUCUCCAAUGUUGCGUCGGACGGCUCUUGGAACUUACGUCCUUGCACAACUCAAAAACAGUGACGAAAAAAGAUGUUUAUUGUUGAAUGGUAGUGGGGCCUCACCUGAAGGCUACGUUCCUUUUCUUGACGUCUUUGACACGGAGACCGGCAAGAAAGAACGAAUAUGGGAAAGUGAUAAGGAAAAGUAUUUUGAAGACGUAGCCGCACUCAUGUCAGACCAAGUAGACGCCGAUUUAUCUGUUGAUACUCUCAAGCUUCUUAUAUCCAAGGAAUCACAACUUGAUCCACCUCAGUACUAUUUGCGGACCUGGCCUGAACAGAAAGAAACGCAAGUCACUAAUUUCCCCCACCCUUACCCCCAGUUACGAAAUCUUAAGAAGGAGAUCAUUAGGUAUGCGAGGAAUGAUGGUGUACAACUAAUGGCAACUCUAUAUUUACCACCUGGUUAUGACCCAUCGAGGGAUGGUCCUCUACCUAUGCUUAUGUGGGCUUAUCCUCGCGAGUUCAAGAGUAAAGAUAAUGCUGGUCAGAUGCGGGGAUCUCCAAACACAUUCGCUGGCAUCGGGUCUACUUCUGCUUUACUAUGGUUGGCCAGAGGGUUUGCUAUUCUUGAUGGACCUACUAUGCCAAUAAUAGGAGAGGGUGAAGAGGAAGCCAAUGACCGAUACGUGGAGCAACUUGUAGCCAGUGCGCAGGCAGCAGUCGAUGAAGUUGUCAGACGUGGGGUUGCUGAUCCUAAAAAAAUAGCUGUAGGCGGACACUCCUAUGGGGCGUUCAUGACAGCCAACUUGCUUAUCCACGCACCGAAUUUGUUCUGUUGUGGUAUUAGUCGGUCGGGUGCCUAUAAUCGUACACUUACUCCGUUCGGUUUCCAGUCUGAGGAGAGAACUCUUUGGGAGGCGCAAAAGACCUACAUUGAGAUGAGUCCCUUCAUGCUGGCCGAUAAAGUGAAGAAACCUAUUUUGCUAAUUCAUGGCGAAGAGGACAACAACGCUGGGACUCUUACCAUGCAGUCGGAGCGCUUCUACGCCGCUCUGAAAGGAAACGGGGCGCUGUGCCGGUUGGUGCUUCUUCCUCUUGAAAGCCAUGGUUACUCUGGGCGUGAGAGCGUGAUGCACUGCCUGUGGGAAAUGGACCGCUGGUUGCAGAAAUAUUGCGUCCAAGCCUCUAAUAAGGCGUCCCUUGGUCAGAGCUUGAACGGAGACUUGAUCAGCGCCGAAAAGAACUCAUAAUCUCUUGUACCUCUGUCCUAGCUUUAGCCAUUGCCAUUCUGAUACAUUGUCAUUGGAAGUAGCACAUAUGAUGGAUGAAUGAAUUUGAAGAUAUACGGUACUAUACUAUUCUUUCCCGGUUGAAUUCACAAAUUUACUAUGUACUUCAUCUGCAGCAUGUGGACAGUGGCAUUGUCAACAACGCAAUGUUGAACGGGUUGACAGGAUUUGUUGUUAGAAAGUUUUAGACUUUCUGGUCAGACGUUUUCUUUUUUUCUUUUUUUUUCUCUUCGAGAUUUUCAAGUAUCCAAAAUGGAUUUCAUGCUUCUCUGUUAAGCUCACAGUCUGAGUGCGAAAGUCAGCUAAGAAUGUGUGGAAAAUUGGGCAGCAAGUUUAAUGGCUUGUUUGUAUGGAAUUGGUUCCCUUUUUUGAGGGUAUCUGCGAAGUGGGGCUGUAGAAAGAACCAGAAUCUGCUCCUACUAGAAUUUGUGUACUAUCCCUGCAAUAUCCUCUUAUGGAAUUAUAUCUA